GAAAAUAACUCAAAAUUUCGAGUUAGCGCUGCCAAUAAGAAAUCUACGUGGCUGAUGUCAUUUCCUUGUUACCCGGAAGGAUAUGGCGCAAAGGGGUGCGCACUCAAAACUGGAUCGUGUCGUGAGCUACUGUAUUAACAACAAAUGGCGCCAGGUUCUUCAGUUUUGAAUGCCUUCCUACAAAUGAUAACUGGAUAAAAGGUAUAUAAAAACAGUGUGACAGCGAUUGUUACAUACAAAGUUGAAUAGAAUGCAACGUGAGGGUUAACCAAAGGUACCUAUAAGGUUUCUGUUACACGCUAAUGACACCUGUUACGUCUGAUGAAACAGACGUUUUGCUGAAAGCAUGCGUAAUAAGUGUACAGCACUGUAUAAAACAAAAUCACAAAUCACCCAAAACAGGGAAUAUGACUGACAACUAUAUAAAUAAGGAACAAAACCAAUAAAACUGUAACCAGACAACUGAGAAAAUGUGGGAUUGACUGUAUUGUGAUGCUGAUUGUAGUUACAGUGCAAAUGGACACUUAAAAAUGCAGUUCCCACUUCUCCACCAUAGUCAGAGCUCAUAAUGUAGGUAGGCACAGAUACUUUGAUGAUAAUAUGGUGGCUUUAUUUUAAUUUUGUAAUUUUAAUUUACAUCCUUCCUUACAGCAUGGGAGACUUGACUGAAUUCUUGAAACAAAGAGAAGUCUCUGAGGAAAUUAUACAGACCUUGGAGAAUGAGAAGAUUGAUGCCAGUGUCAUAAGUCUAAUGACAGAUGAGGAGCUGAAGACUUAUUUGCCAUCAUACGGUGAUCGUCUAGCAGUAUUUGGAUUUUGCAGACGGAGGGGCAGCAGCCGCAAGUCAGCGCUUUUUGAACGGCUGAAAUCCAAACUGUCCAAAAGAAAAUUAUCUGAAGAGGAUGGCAGUAGCACACGGCAAGAAGAACAUUCCCAAACAACCCAUAAAAGAAAUGCUCUGAAGAGAAAUAGAAAAAUAGAAAUAGGAUGGAUGCAUUAUGAUGAAGACACUGAGGUUUUCAAGCAGGUUAGAGCUAGACGAGGAGGAGGAACAAGAAAAAUAGACAUUUGCAAGGAUGCCAAGAAAAGGGACAUAUUACAGGUUGCAACAGGCCUGUUCUUUCCAGAUGGAGGAAACAUUCAGGGGCCCUUAACAGAUUUUGACUGUGAUCUGAAGGAUUAUCAAGAGAUGAUAGUCGAUGAUGCAUUGACAGUAGGAGAACUUUAUCAUGUCACAAAACUUAAUAUCCUCAGGUUCUACCUCACCACAAAGAAAAAACAAAAUGACAGCCUUCAGAGCUCCAACCCAGGUUUGCAUCCAUCUUCAGAAAUUGAAGCGAGUCCUCAAAACCAAACCUCUUCUUUUACUGUCACUACAGUCCAAACAUCUGCUCCAUUUGAAACAAUCAGCCAUGAUGUGACAUACAUUGAAGACACUCCAAACGAUAACCUUCCACAAUCUUCCACGCAGUCUCUAAGCGCUAACACUUCUCACAGCAGUGACAUUAUUUUUGUUGGCCCCUUUUCUGACAGUGAGCCAAUAAAUUUGGAUGACACCCUGAUUUUUUCUCCACAACCUGGUCCAUCCAGUGAGAGAGUGAGGAGAGUAGUGGUGGUCCACAGAGGGCAGGUAAUGUCAGAGCUCAUUUCACAUUUUAGUGAUAAGGACCUUGAAGAUGUCGACAUCAAAAUCCAGGUCUUACUGCCUGAUGGAACACCUGAAAUGGCCCAUGACGAUGGGGGAGUUGUGAGAGAUUGUCUUUCAGAAUUCUGGAAAGAAUUCUAUGACCAGUGCACCACUGGAAACGUUUACAAAGUGCCCUUCUUAAGGCAUGAUCUUGGGCAACCGGAGUGGGAGAGUGUGGGCAGAAUCAUUGCAUUUGGAUGGGUUAGAGAGAAAUAUCUGCCUGUGAAAAUUGCACCUGCCAUUCUGGAACAAGCUGCCUUUGGAUAUGUAAAGAGUGAUAUUGUGGAGAAUUUCCUUAAGUUCAUGCCUGACUCUGAGCGUACAGUGUUAGAGGCGUGGCGAUCAGACUUUAGCACCGUGGACCAAGAAGAACUUAUAGACAUACUUGAUAACCACAGCUGCAGAAAGAUACCAACAGCCUGCAAUGCCACUGAAGUCCUAUCCGGUUGUUCAGUCUGA
Molecule: messenger RNA, 2146 nt
Organism: Haplochromis burtoni (Burton's mouthbrooder)
Lineage: Eukaryota; Metazoa; Chordata; Actinopteri; Cichliformes; Cichlidae
Exons: 2
Coding region: 593-2146 (517 amino acids)
Molecular function (GO): ubiquitin-protein transferase activity
Source: RefSeq, a predicted model, not a curated record